Ascochyta rabiei is the source of this 330-nucleotide messenger RNA. RefSeq lists its product as uncharacterized. The transcript has a single exon. NCBI's taxonomy places the organism in Eukaryota, Fungi, Ascomycota, Dothideomycetes, Pleosporales, Didymellaceae. Bases 1 to 330 code for a protein of 109 amino acids. The record is from RefSeq and is a predicted model, not a curated record.
AUGCAUACCAGCCCAUCCAUCCAAUCCUGUCCUAUCCUAUCCAGUGCACCUCCCAGACAAUCCCCGUACAUCCAUCCGUACCCGGCCACUGCCGACACCUGUGGAGAAGCGCUGGGAUCCUUCUCACAGCGCAAACACCUCUUGCUUGCUAUGCUCUUACCACGUACCCACUCGAAACCCGCCCACUCGAAACCCCCGCACAGGAGAGCGCAAAGGGUGCUGCGCGGUCUGGACACGUUCAUCCAAGCAGGCAGUCAGGCAGGCAGGCAGGCAGUCACUCAGUCGGUCAGUCGGUUAGUCAGUCGGUUAGUCAGUCGGUCGGUCAGUUAG